Naegleria fowleri is the source of this 4143-nucleotide messenger RNA. RefSeq lists its product as uncharacterized. Gene Ontology annotation, cellular component: membrane. NCBI's taxonomy places the organism in Eukaryota, Heterolobosea, Eutetramitea, Acrasida, Naegleriidae. The transcript has a single exon. The record is from RefSeq and is a predicted model, not a curated record. The coding region runs from base 1 to 4143 and encodes 1380 amino acids. Gene Ontology annotation, molecular function: copper ion binding; ATP hydrolysis activity; ATP binding. Gene Ontology annotation, biological process: monoatomic cation transport; copper ion homeostasis.
AUGAAGGACCCGUUACGACGUCCAUUACUUUUCACCUCUGCAUCGAAUCAUGGCCAACUUGCAAUUUCAACUGAUGAAGAUUUUUUAAAUAAUAAUGAAGAGGAACAAAUUCAGCAAAGCUUGGAAGAUGAUCAAUACAAUGCUAAUAGCAAGUGCUGUGGUUCCGAUGAAGGCAUGAACGGAGAACAGUGUACCGAUAAAACAAACUGUCAAAAAGAAUCUUCUUCUUGCACGCACGAGGUACACGAUGGCAAACCAAUGAGUAGUGGUUGUUGUUCAAAGAGUUGUUGUGAGAGAGUCCAUGAAAUGGAAUCAAGCUCUAAACAGCAACCAAAUUGUUGCAGUGGAGAGGGUGGUGACAAUGUUCAAGGCUCUUCUUAUUGUCCAACAAAGAAGAAAAUUCAAUCAAGUAACAACGAGGAAGGCACAACCCAGUCCUUAUCAACAACAACAUCCAAUUUGAAAUUACCCUCUUCGACAUUCAAAAAGAGAAAUUUGCUUAAUACCAAGACAAUCACUCUCUCCAUGUUAAACAAAACAAAACAUCAAAAUAUGGAAGAGAGGAAAGAAGUUGCAAAAGAGGAAGUCACCUCGAAAAAUGUCGAGUCCUGUUGUCCCAAUGACAUUACUAGUUCGAACAAUAACAACAACACUAAGGUUGCCAUCUCACAAGAAGCCACAGUGGCCUCCUGUUGUACCAAAUCAGGCUGUACAAAAAAGAAUACUUCUCACCUUAACCAGAUGGUGACACUCACAGAAGAGGAUAGUAAGACCUCUACUACGACAUCAUUGACAACCUCCACCACCACAACAAAGACUGUGAGCGGAUGUACCAAGUCGUGUUGUAAAAAGACUUCCUCAGAGGGUGGUAGCAUAUCAACAAACACUCAACCAUCACUACUUGCACCACUAGAGAGCUCUAGUAGUCCUUGUUCCAAGAAUACCUCCUCAUGCUGUACGAGUGGAAAAUGCACCAAAAAAUCCACAAGUAUUCAAGAACUCGAUCAUGAUUCACCCACUACCGUUGUGAUCAAUAUGAAGGAUUCCAAAUCGACCAUUCUUCAUCUCACAGUUCAACAACUUCAUUGCUCAGAUUGUGCCAUGAUGGUCGAAGAAACUCUACUCAAACGAAAAGGCGUCUUGCAGGCGAGAGUCAUGGACAUUACCAAUUCGGCACGAAUUAUCUAUGAUUGCACGACCAUUGGAGAGGAUGAAAUUAUUGAACAUAUUGAGAGGUUAGGAUAUCCUACUCGAAAACAGUUUGUUCCUGUUGGAGAUGCUAGCAAUAGUAAUGGUUCUAACGACUUUGGAACGACCAUGAACAACAAUACUUGUGCAGUUUCUUAUUAUUUCCAACAAGAGGUAUCAUCUCAACAAAUCACUCAACUCCAGCAAGGCUUGAAACAACAAUUCGGUAGUGCUCUCUCAGGCUCUUUUUACGAUACUCAAAAGAGAAUACUCACCGUUCAUUAUGAUCCAGAUGAAACAGGUGCUCGUUCUUUGAAGGUUUUCAUUUCUCAUCGCUAUGGGCUCUCCAUUUCGUUAUUCAAUGGUGGUGAUCCACAAGGUGGUGAGCACUCUCAAGCCUCAACAGCCAUUCAAUCCGAGUUGGAACUUUGGAAGAGGAAUUUAGGGAUAUGUUUCGCAUUGUGUUGUCCAAUCAUGUUACUCGUAUUUGUUGUACCCAUGAUGAAGGAAUUGCAUUCUUAUUUAGAUCAAGAAAUUAUUCAAGGCUUGUCGAGAAGUGUCUUGUUAUGUUGGUUGUUAGCGACACCCAUUCAAUUCUAUUUUGGUAAGCCAUUGUAUUUAUCUGCCUACAGAGCCUUAAGGUAUGCCCGCAAGCCCAAUAUGGAUGCCUUAGUCAUGCUCUCUACGACGACAGCCUAUCUCUAUUCGGUCCUGAAUGUUGUGAUUGCAUUUUUCUUGAAGAGUUAUCAUGCGGAGGUAUUUUUUGAAACGAGUGCCAUGUUAUUAACGUUUAUUAUUUUGGGAAGAUUUUUAGAGAUUUUAGCGAAAGGACAAACUUCAAACAUGUUGUCGAAGAUGAUGGAAUUGAAAGUGAGUCGUGCCUUAUGGAUUCAUACACAAGCAAGUCCAGAAGUGAACUCUAAGGGUGGUUCGUCAUCGUCGUUGUCGUCUACAACCACCACCACUCCUAUUGCUCCUACGACAACUACUAUUACAACAACUACAACUACUACUAGUAGUAAUAUAGACGUUAAGGUGGGUGAAAAUAGUCAUUCUCAAGAACAUUUACAAGAACUACUCCUCUCACACAUGAAUUCCAUGCACUCAUCAUGUACAUCUCAACAACACCCAGUACUCAUUGAAGAAGAAAUUGACAUCCAUCUUGUUCAAAGAGGUGAUAUUCUCAAAGUAUUGCCAGGAUCAAAAAUUCCCACCGAUGGUAUGGUCAUUCAUGGAACCACAAGUGUCGAUGAAUCCAUGAUUAGUGGUGAACCUUUACCUGUUCCAAAGAGAGUCCGCGAUUCUGUAUUCGGAAGUACGAUCAACCAAAAUGGAACCAUCUACAUGAAGGUUACAAAAAUUGCCUCAGAAAAUACCUUAUCUGCCAUUGACAAACUCAUUCGUGAAUCACAAUCUUCAAAAGUUCCUAUUCAAAGAAUUGCAGAUACAGUGAGUGCUUAUUUUGUACCAAUAAUCAUGAUCAUGUCUGGAUUGGCAUUUGUAUUGUGGAUUUCUCUUGCUUAUGGAGGUGUGUUAAAAUUGCCUGAAAACAUGCACCCUUUUACUUUUGCAUUGCAAUUUGCAUUGGCUAUAUUGGUGAUAUCGUGUCCAUGCGCCAUUAGCUUGGCAAGUCCUACUGCCAUCAUGGUUGGCAUUGGAGUGGCUGCUAAAUUUGGUGUUUUAGUGAAAAGUGGACAAGUGAUGGAAAUGUGUCACAAAGUGAAUUGCGUUAUAUUUGAUAAAACUGGAACUCUCACUCAUGGAAAACCUAUUGUGACAAAUGUUGAAAUUUUGGAAGAACAUGCUUCAGAAUGGAGUGAAGAACAAUUCCUUCAAGUCAUUGGAAGCGCUGAAUUAGGAAGUGAACAUUUAUUAGGAAAAGCCAUUGUUGAACAUGUUCAAUCAUUGAAUAAGGGAAUUUCAUUGUCACAUCCAAAAGAUUAUGUGGCUGAGCCUGGUAAAGGUCUCACUUGUUCCGUUACCAUCCAUCCUGCACACCCAUCAUCAAAUUCUUCUGGAGGAUAUCCUGCACACCCAUCAUCAAACUCUCCUGAAGGAAUUUCCUAUUCUGUCAUUGCAGGUCAUUUUGAUUUUAUUAAGGAACACACAUUCAUUACUUUUUCUCAAUCCUUCCAAGAUCGAAUUCAUCAAUUAGAAAAUGAAGGUAAAACAGUAGUAUGUGUCGUCAUUCAGUCCAAACUCAUUGGAAUGAUUGCAUUGGCAGAUACUCCAAAAGAAGAGGCCUCUCUCGUGGUGAAAGAAUUGAAAAAACGUGGAAUGGAUGUUUGGAUGAUUUCAGGAGAUAAUCCUCGUACGGUUCAAUACAUUGCCUCUCAGAUUGGAAUCGAUCAAUUCAUUGGAGGAGUAUUACCUGCAGAAAAGGCACAAAAAGUGAAAGAAUUACAGAAUGGUGAGCUACAACUUUCAAGUCACAAUGAACCUCUCUCAAAUACCAUUUCAUAUCCUAGACAUGACAAUAAUAAUUCGAGUAACAAUAAUGGACCCCUCUCAACUACCAUUUCCAAUCAUGAGAACCAUGAUGGAAAGGAUCAUCCUCAUGGAAAACGAGUAAGGAAGGUAUUAAUGGUGGGAGAUGGUCUCAAUGAUGGAGCUGCACUCGCUACAGCCGAUGUGGGAAUCGCCAUUGGAGCUGGUUGUGAUGUUGCACUUGAAGCUGCCGAUGUCGUGUUGGUGAAGAGUGAUUUGAAAGAUGUGUUAGUGGCUUUGGAUCUAUCAAAAACGACCUUUCAGAGAAUUAAGAUGAAUUUUGUGUGGGCUUUCUUUUACAAUUUGAUUGGAAUUCCAUUGGCUGCUGGUGCCUUGUAUCCUGCAUUGGGAGUUGUGAUACCACCUGCAUUGGCUGGUCUCUCAGAGAUCUUCUCUUCAUUGCCUGUUGUGUUAUUUUCAUUGUUGUUGAAGACAUUCAAACCACGUUCUUGUAUUUCUUCUGAAUGA